AUGACUGCAGCUACGCUGAACAAUACCUCCAAGAAUAAUAGCAAGGAAUAUGAUGGAGUGGAUCCAUCUGUUCUCAAUUUGAAAGACUUUUUGUGGUCCAAGCAAGAUGAGCCACACUGGAAGAGAAAGAAGGAAAUUUUGAAACGUUAUCCACAAAUCAAAGAACUCUACGGAAUUGAUCCUGCCACCAAGUACAAGAUCACUGCUCUUGUUUUGAUUCAAUUCUUGAGCUGCUACCUUCUUGUUACAUACCGUCCUGCUUGGUAUGUGUGGCUUGCUGUGAUGUGGAUCAUUGGUGGAACUUGUAAUACUAGUUUGACAGUCGGUAUUCAUGAAUUGACACACGGAUUGGGAUUUGAAAAGUUUGAAUACAAUCUCUACAUGGCAAUCUUUGGUAAUCUUCCACUCGGAGUGCCAUACACAAUGUCCUUCAAACGUUAUCAUCAUGAUCACCAUAUGUACCAAGGAGUGGUUGGUGUUGACACUGAUAUUAGUACUCGUAUUGAAGCUUUGCUCAUCCAAUCCAAGUGGACCAAAUUCAUUCACGUCUUCUUUAUGGUCUUCUUUUACAGCUUGAGACCAAUCUUUGUUGCACCAAAGAAAUUAACUUUUUAUGAAUGGGUGAACAAUGUUAUUGUGAUUGCCUUCAUGGCUGCAAUUUAUUACUUGUCGGGAACAUGGUUGGCUCCUUUCUACUUUUUGGGUUCAAGCUUUUUGGGAUUGGGUCCUCAUCCAUUGAGUGGACACUUUAUUUCUGAGCACUAUGUGACAAAACCUGGUCAAGAAACUUAUAGCUAUUAUGGACCAGGAAAUUGGCUCAUGUUCAAUGUUGGAUAUCACAACGAACAUCAUGAUUUCCCAAAGAUUCCAUGCUGCAAUUUACCAAAAGUGAGACAAGUAGCACCAGAAUUUUACAAUAAUUUGAAGACUAUUGAUUCUUGGGCCUAUGUUUUGUGGGAAUAUAUUACCACAGAUGGUUACACUCCUUUCAACAGAGUCACAAGAACAAUGGAAACUCAUCGAAGUGCAAGACAAGAAGACAAUAAGAAGGAUAAUUAA
Messenger RNA from Naegleria lovaniensis, 1059 nucleotides. RefSeq lists its product as uncharacterized. The record is from RefSeq and is a predicted model, not a curated record. The transcript is spliced from 3 exons. The coding region runs from base 1 to 1059 and encodes 352 amino acids. Gene Ontology annotation, molecular function: sphingolipid delta-4 desaturase activity. Gene Ontology annotation, biological process: ceramide biosynthetic process. NCBI's taxonomy places the organism in Eukaryota, Heterolobosea, Eutetramitea, Acrasida, Naegleriidae.